Gopherus flavomarginatus (Mexican gopher tortoise) is the source of this 1829-nucleotide messenger RNA. It is a transcript of the gene METTL6, whose product is annotated as methyltransferase 6, methylcytidine. The coding region runs from base 430 to 1323 and encodes 297 amino acids. The record is from RefSeq and is a predicted model, not a curated record. NCBI's taxonomy places the organism in Eukaryota, Metazoa, Chordata, Testudines, Testudinidae. The transcript has 7 exons.
CGGGGAGCAGACUGGGGGUGUCUCGGGGCAGGACGGGGGUGCCUGGGGGGAAGGAAGGAGGUGUUGGAAAGCAGGACGCGGUGUCUGACAUGGGGAGUGUGGGAGGGAGAGCAGGAUGGGACUGACACAGGGAGGCGCUGUCUGGGGUGGGGGGACAGGCUGGGAGUCUGACAGCGCAGCCCUGUGCUUGCAGGAUCAAGUUCCCGGUGGACACUGAAGAGCUGUGUGGCCCAUAAGUUCUCUUUAACACUGGUCACGACUACACCAAGAAAAGGCAUCACGUUUGAAAGUCAAGUCUGAUCUUGCCUUGUUUUACUGGAGGACUUUCAUGGAGGUUUCAGAAAAGGUCUUGAUUGUUUUGUCUGAAAUCAAAGAUGGAAAUAUACACCUGAGGAAAAAACGUUUUAGAUCUGCUUUGUCUGUAUUCGUAUGGAUGAAUCCAGGAUGUUCCAAGAAAACACAUCUGAUAAUUACUUGAAUUCAGUAGCCCUAAUUUGUGAAGAUGAUGCUUUCCAAAAGAAAGGGCACAGUAAAAGGACCCUUAGCCCUGAAGAAGCUGAAAAACUGGCAAGAGAUCAAGCCUUGGUGUCUGACUUCAAAAAACUGAAACUGGAAAAAGAUGCACAGAAGAACUGGGAUCUAUUUUACAAAAGAAACAGCACAAACUUCUUUAAAGACAGGCAUUGGACAACUAGAGAGUUUGAAGAUUUAAAAGCAUGCCGAGAGUUUGAAGAUCAGAAACUGACCGUUCUUGAAGCAGGCUGUGGGGUUGGAAAUUGCUUGUUUCCACUUUUAGAAGAGGACUUGAAUAUCUUUGCUUAUGCCUGUGAUUUCUCUCCAAGAGCUGUUGAGUAUGUGAAGAAGAACGCUUUAUAUAAUAUUGAGAGAUGUAAAGUAUUCCAAUGUGAUCUGACCAAAGAUGACCUUCUGGAAAAUAUACCAGCAGAUUCUGUGGAUGUUGCCACAUUAAUAUUUGUGCUUUCUGCCAUUCACCCUGACAAGAUGCACGUUGCUUUGCAAAAUAUUUAUAAGGUAUUAAAACCAGGCAAAUGUGUCUUAUUUAGAGACUAUGGGCUCUAUGAUCAUGCAAUGCUUAGGUUUAAAUCUGGCAGCAAACUUGGAGAAAACUUUUAUGUUAGACAAGAUGGGACAAGAUCAUAUUUCUUUACUGAUGAAUUCUUGUCUCAUCUCUUUAUGGCUGUAGGAUAUGAACAAGUGGUCAAUGAGUAUGUGCUACGAGAAACUGUGAAUAGGAAAGAAGGCCUGCGUGUUCCAAGGGUUUUUCUUCAGAGCAAAUUUCGAAAGCCUCUAAGUGAAGCAUGAGUAUUUGCUAAUGAGCCACAGAAAUGCUUGUUUAAAUGGGUCGGUGAGGGGGGGAAAUCUAGUAUCAAGUUUUUCCUUGGCUGUACUAUCCUGGAGUCUGCUAAACCACAAUGACAGAAUCAUGUUUUCCAGAACCCUUUUUGAUCCUUGGGUAAAGAAGACAAGAGUGAUUAUUAGAAUACAAUUUUAAGAUAGGAUAAAGGUACAUAUAUACAAGCAACCUCUUUGAGUGACUAAAUUUCCCCUUUUUAAAGUAAAUUCUGUGCACCAUUAUUAGAGGCUCUUGUGUGAUUUUAAUAUAAAAAUGGUUUAAAUAAGACAAUUUGUUUUUAAAUAAUUCUCCAAGGAUUUGGUAUAGGAUUGUAAUUUUCAUUAAGGAAAGUAUGUUGUUGAGCAUAAACAGGCUAACUGUUAAUUCUAAAUCACUGCUUCCACUAGUUGCAAGAAUGGAUUAGUGUUGUGUCCCAUCUCUUUCAUAUUAAAACUAUUUUAUAUUUCUGCUAAUG